GCUCGGGGCUCGGGAGGCAGCUCGGCGCCGGGCGGCCGCGGGCGGGCCUCGCAGCUUGUAGGCCUACCAGGAUGGAGGGGAAUGCUGAAAUGGAGAUGCUGAGGACACUGAAGGGGCCCUCCACAGGAGAGGUCAACGUGCACCUGGUGGCCAGAGACAGCCCAGGUUCCGGCUCUCACCUGCCGGCUACCGCCUUCAUCAUCCCAGCCGGCUCAGCCACCCUUGGUCUGCCCAGCAGUGCCCUGGAUGUUUCCUGUUUUCCGCGGGAGCCGAUCCAUGUGGGCGCCCCGGAGCGCGUGGCCGGCAGCCUACCUGUCACGGCCACCGUUCUGCCGCAGUUGAGCACGGAGCCUGCGGCCAGCGCCAGCGCCGCCACCGUGCGGCUCCUGGAGUGGACCGAGGCCACGGCCCCGCCUCCUGGGAGCGGCCUGCGGUUCCGGAUAAGCGAGUACGCGCCGCUGAACAUGGUGGGAGCGGAGCAGCCCCCGAGCCCCGAGCUGCGGCCGGAAGGUGUGGCCGACUGUGAAGACCGCGAGGCCCCGGCGGGAGGUGGCGAUGCGGGCACCCAGCCGCCGGCGGACCUCCCCCAGGAUCCUCCAGAAGACCCUCCGCAGAACCCCCCGGAAGAGGAUGGCACCUGUCAGUGCCAGGAGUGUGGACCUCAGCAAAGUGCAGGUCCAGAUCCUGCUUCCUCCAAAGAUGACUGCCCCCAGCUGUUCCAAGAGCGGUCAGUCAUCGUGGAGAACUCCUCAGGCCAGAACUCCUGCACCAGCACUUCUGAGCUUCUCAAACCCAUGAAGAAGAGGAAGCGCAGGGAAUACCACAGCCCAUCAGAGGAGGAGUCAGAGCCUGAGGCCCUGGAGAAGCAAGAAGAAGGAAAGGAUCCAGAGGGACAACCGACUGCUAGCACCCCAGAAAGUGAGGAGUGGAACAACAGCCAGCCUGCAUCAGGGGAGAAGAAGGAAGGCUGGUCAUGGGAGUCCUACCUCGAGGAGCAGAAGGCUGUCACUGCCCCUGUCAGCCUCUUCCAGGACUACCAGGCAGUCACUCAUAAUAAGAAUGGCUUCAGACCGGGCAUGAAGUUGGAAGGCAUCGACCCUCAACACCCGUCCAUGUACUUCAUCCUCACCGUGGCCGAGGUGUGUGGCUACCGUCUACGUCUGCACUUUGAUGGGUAUUCUGAGUGUCAUGACUUCUGGAUCAAUGCCAACUCCCCUGACAUUCACCCCGCUGGCUGGUUUGAGAAGACUGGGCACAAACUGCAGCCCCCCAAAGGUUACAAGGAGGAGGAGUUCAGCUGGAGCCAGUAUCUGCGCAGCACAAGAGCUCAGGCCGCCCCCAAGCACCUGUUUGUGAGCCAGAGCCAUAAUCCUCCACCCCUGGGUUUCCAGGUGGGCAUGAAACUGGAAGCUGUUGACCGCAUGAACCCAUCCCUCGUCUGUGUGGCCAGCGUGACAGACGUGGUGGACAGCCGCUUCCUGGUGCACUUUGACAACUGGGAUGAUACUUACGACUACUGGUGUGAUCCCAGCAGCCCUUACAUCCACCCGGUGGGCUGGUGCCAGAAGCAAGGAAAGCCCCUCACCCCUCCACAAGACUACCCGGACCCUGAUAGCUUCUGUUGGGAAAAAUACCUGGAGGAAACUGGGGCCUCUGCUGUGCCCACCUGGGCCUUCAAGGUGCGACCCCCACACAGCUUCCUGGUCAACAUGAAACUGGAGGCCGUGGACCGCAGGAACCCAGCCCUCAUUCGUGUGGCCAGCGUGGAGGAUGUGGAGGACCAUCGCAUAAAGCUCCACUUUGAUGGCUGGAGUCAUGCCUAUGACUUCUGGAUUGACGCCGACCACCCAGACAUCCACCCUGCAGGCUGGUGCUCCAAGACAGGGCAUCCCCUGCAGCCUCCUCUCCGACCCAGAGAGCCCAGCUCUGCCUCGCCCGGGGGCUGUCCCCCUCUCAGCUAUCGAAGCCUGCCACAGACGAGGACCUCCAAGUACAGCUUUCACCACCGGAAGUGCCCGACUCCUGGUUGUGAUGGCUCUGGCCAUGUCACAGGCAAGUUCACAGCUCACCAUUGCCUCUCGGGCUGCCCGCUGGCUGAGAGGAACCAGAGUCGGCUGAAGGCGGAGUUAUCGGACGCAGAGGCCUCGGCCCGUAAGAGGAACCUCUCGGGCUUCUCCCUAAGGAAGAAGCCUCGCCAUCAUGGCCGGAUUGGACGCCCUCCAAAGUAUCGGAAGAUCCCACAAGAAGAUUUCCCCACACUGACUGCCGAUGCCAUGCACCAGUCCCUCUUCAUGUCAGCCCUGUCGGCUCACCCUGACCGUUCCCUCUCUGUGUGCUGGGAGCAGCACUGCAAGCUCCUGCCGGGAGUGGCGGGCAUCUCGGCCUCAACAGUUGCCAAGUGGACCAUUGAUGAGGUCUUCAGCUUCGUUCAGACCCUGACCGGCUGUGAGGACCAGGCACGACUCUUCAAAGAUGAGGCGGACAUUGUGAAGAUCAUGAGCGUGAAGCUGGGUCCAGCCUUGAAGAUCUAUAACGCCAUUCUCAUGUUCAAAAACGCCGAUGACACCUUAAAGUGAGUGGCUCAGGGCUGGGCUCACUGCCAGCCCGAGCUGGGCCUCCCUCCGCAGCUGAUGCUUCUUUCCUGACUUGAGUUCCUCAUAUCCCACCCAUACCCCCACCACCCUCUACAUCUUACCAGGGGGAGGUCCUCCUCCUCUUGGCUCCUUCCUGCGAGGUACGUGGGAGUCCUCGCCCCUCCUGAGUCCUGGGGCUCAUCUGCCACCAGGCACACCAGUGAGGGUGUGACUGGGCUGGGGGAACACUACUGGUGGAGUGGAUUGGAGGGGCCCUGCCUCUGGCAGCCUCACAUCCCCAGCUGACCUGUUUGAUCACCAAAGGGUCUUUUUCUUAGUGGUUAAGGACAGUCUGGUAGAAUGGGAGUCCUCCGGUUGGAGGCUCAUUUCUCUUGGGCCUCUCUCCGUGCUUUUCUUUCCUUGGUUCCGACCCAGAAGUGACCCAGCCACAAACAUAUUUACUCAUUCUGAUGUCUGGUUUCCUGGGCAGGGCCCCCAGCCAUGGCCUACCCAGACCCCACUGGCUCCUCCCCGUUAGAUGGGUGAGCUUCAGAAACAGGUUGUCGUAGGAUCCGCUGGGAGUCUCUGGCUGCUGUUCUCCCUUUUGCCCAAAAAUGGGGGAUUCUGAGCUAAGAUGCCUUCCUAAGCAUGCCCCAUUCUGGAUCAGCUAGCAUUUUAGUGGCCCAUGCCAAGCCCUGUUUCCAGCAGAGUAGGUGGUGAGAGCCUGUUUUACCCAUGCAGAGAAGAUCCCCAUCCACCCUUCCUGUAUCAAGUGUGGGGAAAGGGUAUGUCAGACAAUCUCGGAUCUUUGGCCAGAGGGGCAGCUCCAGCAGGCAUGGUGGCCCUUAAAGCUGGGCUUAGCAUCCUUCCCUGCAGCCAUGGAUCUCAGCCAAGGUAGUGCCCAUGGGGUGGGGACCCCAUGCCUGCCAGACCUCUUGCCAUGGGAAUGUGCUACUCUGUCCAGCACACGUACCUCACAACAUCACAUUCGACUUGUCCCUUAAAUGUCUUGCUCUUGAGGAGUCUUAUGAAGCUCACUUGAAAUUGGGAGUUGGGAAAGUGAAUUCUUCAAUCUUUGAGUUUGCUGUGUCCUGUAAGCCUUUCUAAACUACUGUCCAUCUGUCUUGCACUGCCAGCCAGGUGCCUGCUGGGGCUCUGGGACUUCAACCUUUUCUGUCCAAGUAGGGGCCUAGGCUUCACCGAGCCACUGCCUAACCAGCCAGGGUGGGGCUGAGGCAGAGGGCCCGGCAGCAGCUGGCUGCAUGUGGAGGUGAAGAGCAGCUGCCAAGGCCCUGUGGCCCCAGGUGCUGACACAGGCCCACAGGGUGCAGAGCCAGGCCCCUUCCCUCAGUCACGUGAUGUGUUUGUGCACACAGUGUCCUCAGAAGUGUUUGACAGGUGCAUCCAUGAGGCUCAGUGUUGGGAAAAUGUCAAGGGCUAUUGUUAAAAUACAAAGCUUUAUCUUUCCCAUAGAAGUGGGAUACCCAAAGCUCUGUUGAUUUCCUGCCACAGCCCAAUAGGGGACCCUGUCUCACCUGGGCCCAAACAGCUUUGCUUUGUGCAGGGGCAGCCAUCUACCCACUGAGCUGAACUCCUGCAGGGCUUCAAAUGUUCCUUCCCUUUUGGCCCGUAGGGGCAGCUCUGAGCACACAACCUCCCUGGGCAGAAAGGCUCGGGUUUACGGAGAUUGCUUUGAUGCCUCCUUGGCCAAGAGUAAGGAGGAACAAGUAUGAGCCUCUCCAACUUGGUCACUGGGGUGAUGGCAAAACUCACCAGCUCCUUGGCCUUGUCUGUUCCUCUUGGAAACCGAGGAGAAACUGGCCUUGUGGAGUGAGGAGAAGUCAGCAAGCAUGUGCGGUUGUGCUGCAGGACCUCCCCACGCCUAAGGAGCCAGGCAGGGACAGCUUUGUGGCGUGGGUCCGCCAGCCACACUUCUAAUGCUGGCCUGCUGGAAAGGCAGGAUGGACUAAGGGCCUGGAGAGAAGGGCACUCAGGCCUCCGAACUUGGACACCUUAGCACUUUCUGCACCAAUGUCAAACUGUGGCAAGAAACCAUAAGAAAGGUUCAUCCUGUCCGCAGCUGAGAUCUCCACACCUGAACCUGGGGGCACAGUGGAGGGAGGGACUUGGCACCAACGAUGCGCCAUGUGCCUCUACCCUGCCCUCUGCAGCAGACGCUGCUUACACUUUGGCCCUGGAGCUGUGCCCAGGCCUUGUCUGGCCAGGGCUUCGGUCUGUGAGGACCUUUCUAUUUAGUUUCUGAAGCAGAGAGAAUGAUCCCAGAGUUUGAAAAUGAAGCCUGUUUGCACUUUCAUUCACAUGGCACUUUGGUGGAAUUGUUUUUGUACUCUCCGUGUGGGGAUGCCUGUGUGUUCUUUCAGAGAAUCCUCUGGCUUAAGGUAAAGUGACUCUUGACUCUUGAGGGAGAAAAAUUUAUAAACUGUGGUGUUUUGUCAGUGUGUUGAAACAACAUAAAUAAACUUGGAACAUCUGGAUGAUA
This is a messenger RNA of Canis lupus familiaris (dog), 5073 nucleotides long. RefSeq names its product L3MBTL histone methyl-lysine binding protein 1 (gene L3MBTL1). Gene Ontology annotation, biological process: regulation of DNA-templated transcription. The record is from RefSeq and is a predicted model, not a curated record. Gene Ontology annotation, cellular component: nucleus. The coding region runs from base 72 to 2576 and encodes 834 amino acids. Lineage: Eukaryota; Metazoa; Chordata; Mammalia; Carnivora; Canidae. The transcript has 22 exons. Gene Ontology annotation, molecular function: protein binding; zinc ion binding.